Molecule: messenger RNA, 1097 nt
Organism: Lucilia sericata (common green bottle fly)
Lineage: Eukaryota; Metazoa; Arthropoda; Insecta; Diptera; Calliphoridae
Gene: eIF1A
Product: eukaryotic translation initiation factor 1A, X-chromosomal
Exons: 3
Coding region: 152-598 (148 amino acids)
Biological process (GO): translational initiation
Cellular component (GO): cytoplasm
Molecular function (GO): RNA binding; translation initiation factor activity
Source: RefSeq, a predicted model, not a curated record
CUUUUAAAUGUGCAACACUUUUGACAUUUUAUAGCCUUUGUAAAUUAUAUUGUCCUCUCUCUUUUCUGUCACAGAACUGAAAAAAUAAAGUUCAUCAGGCAUUUUUUCAUUCGUUAAUUGUUGCAAGAAACCUCAAUAAACCGCAAACACAAUGCCUAAAAAUAAGGGAAAAGGUGGCAAAAAUCGUCGUCGUGGUAAGAACGAAAAUGAAUUCGAGAAACGUGAAUUGAUUUUCAAAGAAGAUCAGCAAGAAUAUGCACAAGUUACAAAAAUGUUGGGAAAUGGCCGUCUGGAGGCAAUGUGCUUUGAUGGUGUCAAACGUCUGUGUCAUAUUCGGGGGAAACUAAGAAAGAAGGUCUGGAUCAAUCAAGGCGAUAUAAUUUUGGUUGGUCUUCGUGACUAUCAAGAUUCAAAGGCCGAUGUUAUUCUUAAAUACACAUCCGAUGAAGCUAGAAAUUUGAAAACUUAUGGUGAAUUCCCCGAAUCUGUGCGUAUCAACGAUACAGUCACCUUUGUGGAAGACGGUUUGGAUGAAGAUAUUGAAUUUGGUGAUGAAAUCAGUUCUGAUGAUGAUGCCGACUCUGUGGACAAUAUCUGAUUAAGCGCUAAAACUAAGAGAGACAUAAACAAUCAAACAACAGCAGCAGCCGCAACAACAACAACAGAAGAAGAAUUAGAAUUGAACAAAGUGAAAAAUUGAAUUAAAGAAAAAAAAAAACGAAAAUAAAAAAUUUAAAAAACUAAAUUAACUUUAAAUUUAAAGUAAAAAAGGAAGAGCAGAACAGAAGAAAAAAAAUAUUAAGAAUAUAAAUAAAGUUUUGAAAUAAUUUUGUAAGUUUUAAACACAGAGAUCAGAUCAUUGUCCACAGAGUUACGAAAAGCAAAUAACAUCAAACCAACAAAAAAGGCAGAAGAGCACGUUUUAUAUUUGAGCCGCAUAAACGGUUGAAUAUAAAGAAAUUUAAAACAUCAAACCAACAAAAAGAACCUUUUAUAUAUACAAAACAAUACAAUUAAUUGCAAAGACACCGCGUCAAACGUACUCUCUUAUAUACUUAUAUAAAUAAACAAAUAAAAUUCAAAAUUUAAAUAUUUAA